UCUUUUUAGUUGCAAAGACUUUAUUUAAUAUGAAACAUCCUUCGUGUAAUGCUUUAAAAAGCCGUAAUAUGUCUUUACAGUCAAAUGCCUGUAGCCAAACAGCCAAUGUCGUCCGAUUACAAGUAAUCAUAUAAAAAUUUGGUGGGCCCAACAAAUAAUCAGGACCCUUCAUAUGGUAAUUGGUAUCGUAGAAAUAGAACGAACGAAAUGUAUGGUGGAUGCAUGGGAAGAAAAUGCCCAAAACUCCUCUCUUCCUCAUUAAAGAAGAUUGGCGGUACUCUUUCCACUGCAACUCCCUUCUCUUUAUCAAGAUCAAGAUAUUCAUCAUCAUCAUCAUCAUCUCCACAGCUCCAUUCCACAAUCAUCCAUGCCUUUGCCACUUCUAAACGCUACGGCAAGGCCAUCUCUUUCACCAAGCACCUCAUCCAAUCUCUUCAAAAACCCUCCUCUAUUUUUAAUGCUCUCGCUCUCUCCAAAUCCUCUCCUGCUGUCCUUGACGUCUUCAUCAUCGCCUUCUCCCAAUUGGAUCUCGUUGAUGAAGCCUCUUGGCUAUAUCACAAGCUCAAGGCUUUACCCGUCGCCAACGCCUGCAAUUCCCUCCUCCACGCAUCCCUCAAGAUGGCCAGACUCGAUACCGUCUGGAAGCUGUAUGAGGAUAUGCUCUUCCGCGGCCUCGUCCCCACUGUCGUCACCUAUAACAUUCUUAUCAAUGCUUGCUGUUACCAAGGCCACCAAACCAAAGCUCUUUCCUUGUUCGGCCAGAUGGUCAGCAAGGGGAUUGAUCCAACGGUUGUUACUUAUACCACCAUUAUCUCUGGCCUGUGCAAGGAGGGUAACCUUUCACAAGCAGUCCGCAUGUUUAGAACGAUGGGCCAAUCGGGUGUGCUUCCCAACGUCUACACUUACAAUGCUCUCAUGGAUGGUCACUGUAAAGCGGUUAGUGCUAACCAAGCACUUGGACUGUAUGAAGAAAUGCUCAGAAAUGGUUUGCAGCCAAAUGUCGUUACCUUUAGUACAUUGAUUGACGGUUUCUGCAAGGAAGGGGAAUUGAGCAGAGCGAGAAAGCUUUUUGUUGGUAUGUUAAAGCAAGGUUUUCUUCCAAAUGUCUUCGUUUAUAACUGUCUGCUUGAUGGUCACUGUAAGGCGGGCAAUAUGCGGGAAGCUGUUGGUCUCUAUUCUGAGAUGACCAAGGUGAAUAUCUCGCCUGAUGUCUUCACAUACAGCAUACUGAUAAAGGGUCUCUGCAAUGAGGGUAGAGUGGUGGAAGGGACCGAUUUAUUCCGAAAAAUGCAGCAAGAUGGAAUUCAAGCUAAUUCAGUCACUUAUAAUACACUGAUCGAUGGGUACUGUAAACAAGAAAAUAUAGAGGCAGCUUUGGAAGUGUGCUCAUGGAUGGUCAAUAAGGGUAUAGAACCUAACGUCAUCACCUUUUCUUCGUUAAUAGAUGGGUACUGCAAGGAGGGGAUGAUGGAGUUUGCCAUGGGAUUAUAUUCAGAAAUGGUGGUAAAAGGUCUCAAACCCGACAUUGUUGCCUAUACAGCACUGAUUGAUGGGCACUCAAAAGAUGGCAACCUGAAAGAGGCAUUUAGGUUGCACAAGGAAAUGGAGGAUAUGGGCCUUACUCCAAACAAUUUUGCACUCAGUUGCCUGGUUGAUGGAUUGUGCAAGGAUGGGCGAAUUAAUGAUGCGGUCAAACUCUUCAUGGAGAAAACAGGGGCUGGUUUUGGUGGAACUAUACACAGAAAAGAAUUUGCAACUGAUGCUCUGGCUGAAAGUAGCUGCUGUUCACCAAAUCGAGUAACAUAUACAGCUCUAAUUCAUGGUCUCUGUAGAGAUGGAUGGAUUAUUAAAGCCAGUAAGUUUUUCUGGGACAUGAUAGAUUCGGGUUUGAUACCAGAUGUUCUUACUUACACUGUCCUUAUGUGGGGGCAAUGCCAGUCAGGGCACCUGCUGAAUGCUAUGAUGCUGCAUGCGGACAUGCUGAAAAUGGGUAUAAUGCCCAAUGCUGUUACAUAUCAUGUAUUGGCUAGUGGUUAUCGGGAGAAUGGUGACAUCCAAUCAGCUCUCAGGUGUCCCUUGGACUAUCAUGAUCUUGAAUCACAUUUUGGGUGCUCAUAACAUGAGCUCGUGGUUAAUAUCCUACAAUUUACAAUUCAGGUUCUAUAAUCUGAUUCAUUUAUCAUGGAAAUCGAACUAGGAUUCAGUUUAAUCUUUGUUUGAUAGGCAUCCCACAAGAUUUGUACAAUUUACUUCACUAAAAGAAGGGAUCGUGACGGGGUUUUAGUUUUUAUUUUUAUUUUUUACAUGGUCUCGAACAGUUAAUGGUAUGAUUUAUCAUAUGAAUUUGAGGGUGAGGGAAUGUAACAGCAGGCAAUAUACUGAGAUCGUUCUUUCCAAUGUCUGAUCAGUCUAUGUGUGCAUUAGUACUACAUGGGUGUCAUGGAACGUUUUAUAUUGACUAGAACUUUCAUGUGAAACGUUAUUGAUUGCUACUUAGGUUUUCAA
Messenger RNA from Magnolia sinica, 2505 nucleotides. Its product is annotated as pentatricopeptide repeat-containing protein At5g61400. Gene Ontology annotation, molecular function: protein binding. NCBI's taxonomy places the organism in Eukaryota, Viridiplantae, Streptophyta, Magnoliopsida, Magnoliales, Magnoliaceae. The transcript has a single exon. The record is from RefSeq and is a predicted model, not a curated record. The coding region runs from base 208 to 2118 and encodes 636 amino acids.